Molecule: messenger RNA, 1015 nt
Organism: Populus euphratica (Euphrates poplar)
Lineage: Eukaryota; Viridiplantae; Streptophyta; Magnoliopsida; Malpighiales; Salicaceae
Product: glycine-rich cell wall structural protein-like
Exons: 3
Coding region: 1-822 (273 amino acids)
Source: RefSeq, a predicted model, not a curated record
AUGCAGAAUCAAAUUGUUAAGGGCUAUAAGGCCCUCGCUCACAUCCGUCAAUUUCUCAUUAACGAUCGACCUCGCCCUCCUAAAAUCACAGACAAAAUGGUAUUGAAAAGGGCGGAGGAUUUGGUGGUGGAUUUGGCGGAGGAGGUGGUGCAGGUGGUGGGUUUGGAGGAGGAGCCGGUGCAGCAAGGUGGAGGGAUUGGAAAGGGUGGUGGGAUUGGCAAGGGAGGCGGCAUCGGGAAAGGUGGUGGACUUGGAGGCGGCAUUGGGAAAGGAGGGGGAGUUGGCGGCGGCAUUGGGAAAGGGGGGGGAUUAGGAGGUGGGAUUGGGAAAGGAGGGGGAUUUGGCGGUGGGAUUGGGAAAGGAGGAGGUCUAGGUGGAGGGAUUGGAAAGGGCGGUGGCAUUGGUGGUGGGAUUGGAAAAGGAGGUGGGAUUGGUGGAGGGAUUGGGAAAGGUGGUGGACAUGGAGGCGGCAUUGGGAAAGGUGGUGGAAUUGGUGAGGGAGGGGGAGUUGGCGGUGGGAUUGGGAAAGGAGGAGGUCUAGGUGGAGGAAUUGGAAAGGGCGGUGGCAUUGGUGGUGGUAUUGGAAAAGGGGGUGGGAUUGGUGGAGGUAUUGGGAAAGGUGGAGGAGUAGGUGGUGGUGGUGGUUUUGGAGGUGGAUCUGGUGGUGGCCUUGGUGGUGGGUUUGGAAAAGGUGGAGGUGCUGGAGGAGGAAUAGGAGGUGGUUCUGGCGGUGGCUUUGGUGGAGGAGGUGGCAGCGGAGGUGGGUUUGGUGGCGGGGGUGGGUUUGGAGGCGGUCGAGGAGGUGGAAUCGGACACCACUAAACUGUUUGCGUUGCAUGCAUGCAUGCAUGCAAUCUCAUAUAAAGAAAAAAAAGAGAGACCUCUCUAAAAAUAUAUCAACUAUGCAAUUUAUCUAGUAUUUCUGUUGUAUUGUCAUCAUAAUAAUUGAUUUCUUGAUUCCUAAUUGUUGUCACUCCGUUCAUGUGUUUUAUUUAUUAUACUUAAUUUCUACCAA